Molecule: messenger RNA, 728 nt
Organism: Topomyia yanbarensis
Lineage: Eukaryota; Metazoa; Arthropoda; Insecta; Diptera; Culicidae
Exons: 2
Coding region: 201-728 (175 amino acids)
Source: RefSeq, a predicted model, not a curated record
GCACUGGACUGCCGGUAGCAGUUUGUGAUAAACAGGAACUGUCUCAGUACGAGAUCUGCGAGCAGCAUUUUACGACCGUACAGGACACGCAACCGGAAGACUGUUGGUGCCAGGAACCGACUCUGUUCUAUCAUUGCAACGGUGAUUUACUGGAAGUUGGUAGCUGCCGGUUGUGCUUAAACUUUCACCCCAGUACCAAUAUGAUUGCCAUACGCAAUAUGCUGGAGGGAAAGAUUGUCCCUUCCAUUGUGUUUGAAAUAUUGAACAUUCACUUUAAGGACGAUGAUCUCCUGUUGAUGAUAUGCGGCGAAUGUAUCGCUCGUGCCGAAAUAUUACAUUCAAUCUGGGCGGCGUUUCUUGCAGCUGAGAAAGAUUUUACGAAGUUGUUAGCGACUGCACAAACCUCGGCACUGGAGAUUCACAGUAAAAUUGUUUUAGAACAUCCGUCCGUAGAUGCGUUCAUUGAGGAAACAGAACUAUGUAGUAUCGUAGAAGCUGAGAACGAACAGUCGUUACAAUUAACACUACCUCCAGAUGAACCAUUGCUUAGAUCACCUUUCAAGGAUACAGCAGUAAUCGCACCUAAAACAAUAACCAGAUUUAGAAACUCGACGAAAUCGGUUGCAUUGAAAGCCGUCGUUGGUAGAAAGGGGAGCACGUCGUUUGGCAUAAGUUCGUUUGGCAUAAGUUCUUUUGGCAUAAUGUUCAUUUGGCAUAACAGUAGGUGA